AUGUCGGCCACCCACAGCGAAUCUGUCUCUUUUCCAGCCCUCAAAGUUGGCCCAACCACCCUCCGGAAUAGGAUCUUCAUGUCCGCCAUGGCGCGGAACCGUUCCGUCCCAACAAACGUCCCUAACAGUAUCAACGCCGAGUAUUACCGACAACGCGCCGCGGGAGGUGCUGGUUUGAUUAUCACCGAAGCCGUUCUCAUUGCUCAGCAAGGCACCGAAUGGCAGGAUGCCCCUGGCAUCUGGUCACAGGAGCAAGUCAACGGAUGGAAAAAGGUUACUGACGCUAUUCACGAAGAGGGAGGCGCGAUCUUCGCUCAGGUACUUCUUAUUGGACGCGUAAGCCACCCCGAUGCACCUGAGCAAAUCGCCUCAGGACUCCCCGUCUAUGCACCGUCAGCGAUCUCUGCCCGAGGAGGAAAAUUCCGUUUCCUCCUUGGUCAGCCAGGCUACGUCACACCUGCUGCAAUUGACGACCCUCAAAUUCUACUUGCCCGGUGGAAACAAGCUGCCAUUAACGCGAAACAGGCCGGGUUCGAUGGUGUAGAGAUCCAUGGCGCGAACGGCUACUUGAUCCACCAGUUCCUCGAUAGCACCGCGAAUCACCGAACAGACCAAUGGGGCGGGAGCGUGGAGAAUAGAGCUCGGUUCCCUCUUGAAGUUGUCAAAAUCGCAGUGGACGUCUGGGGUGCUGAUAGGGUCGGUAUCAAGUUGAACCCUGCCGGAGGGUAUAAUGAUGUCGGGUAUACGUUGGACACAUUCGGGUACCUCAUCUCAGAGAUUGACAAGCUCGGGAUCGCCUACGUCACGCUCGUGCGAUAUGCAGAGAAUCUUGAUCCAGUUAUUGACGGGGCUCGGCGCGCAACAAAGCAUGAUGUUAUCGGAACGUAUGCGCCCUUGUUGAAGAAUCCGGCUACGAAGGUAUUCGCGAAUGCGUCGUUCACAGGCGAAGAGGCGGCACGAUAUGUUGAGGACGAGAAAGUGGAUGGAGUUUUCUUUGGCAUUCCUUGGGUGGCGAACCCAGAUUUAGGGAAGAGGUUUGAGAAGGGCGUCGCGCUAGAAGGGGAUAUUGAUUUUAUGACACUCUAUGGGCACGGGGGAACGGAGGUGGACGAGAGGAAAGGAUAUGUUGACUAUCCUGUGGCGGCACUUUAG
Molecule: messenger RNA, 1152 nt
Organism: Desarmillaria tabescens
Lineage: Eukaryota; Fungi; Basidiomycota; Agaricomycetes; Agaricales; Physalacriaceae
Exons: 5
Coding region: 1-1152 (383 amino acids)
Molecular function (GO): FMN binding; oxidoreductase activity
Source: RefSeq, a predicted model, not a curated record